Molecule: messenger RNA, 2217 nt
Organism: Parnassius apollo (apollo)
Lineage: Eukaryota; Metazoa; Arthropoda; Insecta; Lepidoptera; Papilionidae
Source: the annotation of a GenBank genome assembly
AUGCUGGUUACCUACUUGGAAGCCAGCCGGGACCUUUGCGAGACGGACUCAAUUCUUUUUGGCGCCGCACUGGCAGUCUGCCGUAUUAUAGGCGCCAAACUUUCCACGGCUGGACGCGCUACUGGACAAAGUAGCGCUAUCCCAGCCUGGAGAAUAAGAAUUGAAGAACGUAUCGCAAGGGCUAGAGCUCUCAUCGGCAGACUGAUAUGCUUCAGGUCAGGCAAUACCAGGCCAAGGAUUGUGCGCACCGUCAGGAUGGCGUUUGCUGGGACAAAUGUCAGUUUGUCCCAGCCGGAUAUAACGCAAAAACUAACGGAGCGCAUAGACGACCUGAAGCAAAGAAUCGCUGCUUGGGGAAAGCGGAUUCGGCGAUAUACCGAGAGGUCGACACGGUCCAACCAGAAUCGUCUCUUCCAGAGUGAUCAGAAGAGGCUCUACAAAUCAUUGGAGCGACCAAUAAUAUCAUGGAUCUCAUUAGUUAUAUAUAUUUUUUACGAUACAUUUCUUUACUAUUAUAAGGAUCGACGAUUUUAUCAUUUAAGAGGAAUUUUAGGGUCAGGACUAUGCAUAUCUCGAGGCACCGCAAAUGUACUUAACAUAUGCUGUGCGUUGGUUUUGCUCCCCUUGUGUAAGAAGCUCAAUCAACUGCUCUACCGCAUACUUUCGAAAUUAUGGCCUGGAUUAUUUUUCUUUUGGCUGGAGAGAGCAAAGAGUUUCCAUAUGACUGUCGCUAUUACACUUCUGAUAUUUGCUGUAAUACAUUCCUUAUCGCAUUUCGUGAAUCUGUGGAACUUCUCCCGCAACUACGAUGAGCACAGGGCGGACAUUAACAUGGCGCGCUACAAGAACGAGAAUCCUUUACGUUUGGUAACGAGUACGGCGGGCUUAACAGGCGUUAUGUUGUUAACUAUCUCCAUAAGCAUGGGUCUGACAUCAUUGCGGAUAGUACGACGUAGAAUAUAUAACGCCUUCUGGUACACUCAUCAAUUGUAUCUGCCCUUCAUGGUGAUCCUGAUGAUUCAUCCUUUAAGUGGUGUCCUGAAGGAAGAAGUCUUAGAAGAACAUAAUACUAGUCUUUUUCCUAGUCAAAUAAAAAGCUGGACGAACAGUUCAACGCUUUACACACCUAAGUUUGUGGCGAUAAAAUCUAAAACAUGGCUUUGGAUGGCCUUGCCGCUUAGCUGCUUUCUUGUAGAUCUUCUGUGGAGGAUAUUUUCGAGAAAUCGGGCGAGAGUUCAACUGUUAAAUGUGACUCAUAUUAUGCCCGGACGAACGCUGAGUGUGACAGUGAGCUGUCCCCACGAAUGGUUCAACUGUCGAAAGGGCCAGUACAUACUGCUGCAGUGUUUGGAUGUGUCGUUACUUGAAUGGCAUCCUUUUACCGUCGUCAAGCUUCCAACACCUAACUAUAGACAGUUGGAGGUUUGGAUAAGAGUUAAAGGGGAUUGGACCGAAGCUUUCGAGAGACUGAUUUUGGAGAGAGGUGCAACUAACGUCAGGGUGCUUAUCGAUGGUCCGUUCUCGAGUCCCAUGGAAGGAGUUAGUAGAAGUGAUAUCGCUUUGUGUGUGGCAGCUGGUGUAGGGAUCACACCAUUUGUGACCAUUUUAUAUGACAUGCUUAUAAAUCCAAGGGGCUUCUUACCCAGACGAGUUCACUUAAUGUGGAUUGUGAGACAGGAACAGGAAAUAACGUGGUUAGCGGAAUUAACAAAUAAAGUAUUAUCUGAGUUGAGAUAUGCAAAUCGACCGGACCGACUUCAUAUCGAAUUUUACGUAACUAGCAAAAACGAUAAUAAAUCCAAAAAUCCUAUAGAUAAAGAUAAAAAUGAUUUAGCACAUGUUAUAGUAAUUAACGAGAAAGGAGCCCUAUCUCAUGUUUUGAAAAAAAGUUAUAGAACUCUACAUGAUGAGAAAGCAACGCUUUUGACCCCGAUCAGAAAAGUUAAUGACUACGGUGAAGUUAAAAGAGAUUUGGAUAACAAUGGGGAAAAUUACGAUAUAGCAAAGGAAUAUCCUCUACUGGGGUGUAGAGUGAGAAGAGGCAGGCCGCAUUGGGACCGCGUGUUCGGUUAUUGGGUGCAUCUGUAUCCAGAACAAAAUCUAAGUUUGUAUUGCUGUGGACCAAAGAAGUUAGUCAAAUUGUUGAGAGACAGAUGCAAAAGCGUAUCAAACGAUACCAAGACAAAGUUUGCGUUUAUUCAUGAAGCUUUUUCCUAA